Pyricularia pennisetigena is the source of this 537-nucleotide messenger RNA. RefSeq lists its product as uncharacterized. The transcript has a single exon. The record is from RefSeq and is a predicted model, not a curated record. NCBI's taxonomy places the organism in Eukaryota, Fungi, Ascomycota, Sordariomycetes, Magnaporthales, Pyriculariaceae. Bases 1 to 537 code for a protein of 178 amino acids.
AUGGCAAUUCCUCCUUCACACAUGAACAUAAACCGCCACAAUGGCGGUUCUUCCCAGCAAAACUCCUCCCCUGGAACAGUCCACGCAGCACGCGUUGCAGAGUACCGCCGUGUUUACCAAUCCUUCCACAUACACAACCGUGCCAGCAUGAGCACUUCUUCGUCGUCGGGUGGAAUAUGCUGGCCAAAACCGGAAGGCGACGUAAGCAGCAAGGACCCUGGAAUGGUGCUGUACGGAAGGAUUCGGAUGUUGCAGGGCGCCAACCUGGAAGCGACCAAGAACGAGAUCAACUGGCUGCGGGCUAGGCUUGGGGCUCUGAGUAGCGUGGAACAUUCUCGCAACGGGCGCGCAAAGGCGGCUAUGAUUCAAGUGGGCAACAUGUGGCGGGACAAGUGUCGUCGUGUGUUGGAUGCGAGCCCACAGUCUAUGGACCCUACGCCUGCGGGACUGCAGAAAGACAUUAACAAGAUCUGGGCGGAGAUGUACGUGAUUAUGACGGACAUCCUGCUGUUAGAACAGAGGUUCAAAAGGCCAUGA